AUGGCGCAGAUCCCCACGCCUCCUGCGUCGCGGCCGGGCUCAGAAACCCCAGACGCCGAGCUCAAGGAAGCUCCGGUCGCCGACUCCUCCGCGGACCUGCUGCAAUCGCUCGACACGCUGUUGGAAAAGUAUCUCGACCUGCUCGAUCGGCACCAGAAAUCGCAGGAAGAAUUGGCCCGCCGUAUCUCCUCGGGGUUUUUCUCGCUCGCGCAGGCCAAUUACACCUGUCCGCCGGGUCGAAGAUAUGGCACCGAUUACUAUGAUGAGCGGAUGAAAGCUACCCGAAGAGUGGCUUUGCAACCUCCUCCAGAUUCCCAAAGUCAAGAACAGACGACCGAAGUAGAAGAUUCGACUGGAAAUCCCGAAACGAAGGCCAUUUUUGCGAUCGAACCAGUCGCCAACGAGAACUCCGAGGCACUCUCCGAGACGAAGGAAAGUGAAUCUUCCAAAUCGGAUGACAGUCCGAAAGAAGCACCCGACGCGAACGCCGAGGAUACAGAGCCCACAGAAUCGACUGAAGACACCGAUGCAGACUCGACAUCUGCCCCGAAGCCUGAACCCGUGAAGAAAAAGCCUUGCUCAUCGGAUCCCAUCCGGUGGUUUGGCGUCCUCGUCUCGCCUCAUCUCCGCAAUGCCCAGAAAUCAUUCAGCGACGUGAUAGACGGCCCUGUGCCGCAACUGGCAAGCACAGCUUUCGAGAUGCGAGCGCUGGAAAGCGAAAUCAGCCGCGUGAGAAGCCAAAUAGGGCAAGCAUGA
Molecule: messenger RNA, 756 nt
Organism: Aspergillus steynii IBT 23096
Lineage: Eukaryota; Fungi; Ascomycota; Eurotiomycetes; Eurotiales; Aspergillaceae
Exons: 3
Coding region: 1-756 (251 amino acids)
Biological process (GO): vacuolar proton-transporting V-type ATPase complex assembly
Cellular component (GO): extrinsic component of endoplasmic reticulum membrane; Vma12-Vma22 assembly complex
Source: RefSeq, a predicted model, not a curated record